GCCAUGGUAACCGUGGGACGCCAGGCUAAGCUGAAACAUGGUUCGGUGUAUGGUACUAGACUAGCCAGGUGGCUAACGUAAAUAGCAUGUUUAUACGCUAUGUUUUGCCCCAAAAUAUCGUCUGAGUUAGUUACCGAGUACAUCUGUGUUUGUUUGUGAGUUUGCUGUCUUUGAGCGUUUACUCACGUUAGCCCCCCGGUCGCAUUCACUUAGUUAUACUAACGUACCAUACAUGCUAGCUUGAACGUUAGCUCGACUCAGUUAGCUAGCUAGCCGGCUGACUUUACUAUACACACCACAGGCGGCCACGAACCUUGUUUGUAUAGUUACCUAUGGCUUUCUAUGAAGUCUAUUCUCACCCGGCUUUGAUUCGGUACAAAACGAGUGUUUGCACGAAAGCCACCCUGUUUCUGGUUGUUGUUUUGUGCCUCACCUACAUCCCACCUCUGCUCGUUGCCUACAGGAGCCACGGUUUCUGGAUAAAAAGAAGCACCUAUGAGGAACAACCAGUUGUGAGGUUCCAGUACCAGACUCUGCUGGUGGCAGCAACCAGUAACCAGGGAGACUACGUCGGCUGGAGCACCUUCCCCCAUCUGAACAACAUGCUCGGGGCCAACCUCCGGAUCCCUUCUGUCUCUGUGAGAGAAGAGGACCAGAACCAAGAUGGGAAGUUGGACUUCCUGGUUUUUCAGCUGCAGCUGCCCCUAAAGCCUGAGGAACAGGUGUACAGUGUCCAGCUGCUGCUCACCUUCAGCUACAAGCUCUUUCGGAUGUCCACAGUGGUGAUGCAGAGCCUGGCUUACGUGCAACAUUCCUCUUCCGUACCCGGAGCUAAGCUGUUAGUCAGUGGAGACCUGAAGCUUCUGCAGAGGACACCGCUGCCUCACCGGGGACUGUACGACAUUUACAAUGUGUCAGUGAUCGAUGGUUCCAGCCCCUUUGCAAGUGCGUACGACCUUGACAACAUAAUUCGGAGCUACCAGGAAAGAAACUUGACCACUGUGCUGUCCUGUCCCAUGCCAGUCUGGACUGUGGGGCGCGCCGCUGGCUCUCCAUUUCAGCUCAACGCUGAGAUCCGGUACCCUAUGGAGGUCAUUAGCUAUCGCCCUGGCUUCUGGGAAACCAUCAAAUUUGCCUGGGUUCAAUACGUCAGCGUCCUCCUCGUCUUCCUCUGGGUCUUUGAACGCAUACAGAGAUUUGUUUUCCAGAACCAGGUUCUAACCACCGUGCCCGUACCUGUGGGGAAACCUCACCUGUCGUGAUGCAUUGGUGAUGUGCUUUGACCUCCAGGUUUCAAUGCAGGCUUUCCUCUACAGGAAAUACACCAGUUCCUGCACUGGAACGAGGCAUUUCUUCUUGUACUUAUUUUUGAAGCUAUGGACAUUUUUAGAAAUGACUGAUAGAUUUUCUAUAUUUUUACUAUUUGUAUGUUUACGAGAACUUGUUACAUUGAUUAAAGAACUUCUUUGUGG
Molecule: messenger RNA, 1472 nt
Organism: Anoplopoma fimbria (sablefish)
Lineage: Eukaryota; Metazoa; Chordata; Actinopteri; Perciformes; Anoplopomatidae
Gene: tmem231
Product: transmembrane protein 231
Exons: 8
Coding region: 333-1262 (309 amino acids)
Biological process (GO): regulation of protein localization; cilium assembly
Cellular component (GO): ciliary membrane; ciliary transition zone
Source: RefSeq, a predicted model, not a curated record